Molecule: messenger RNA, 5427 nt
Organism: Penicillium oxalicum
Lineage: Eukaryota; Fungi; Ascomycota; Eurotiomycetes; Eurotiales; Aspergillaceae
Product: MYB DNA-binding domain protein
Exons: 3
Coding region: 1-5427 (1808 amino acids)
Biological process (GO): regulation of transcription by RNA polymerase II
Cellular component (GO): Set3 complex
Source: RefSeq, a predicted model, not a curated record
AUGGACCCCCUUCGAGUGGAGGGCAUGUUCACGGACCAGGUCCCAUGCGCGGUCGUGGGCGGGGAGACUGGGAAGGAGGUCGUGGACGAGGGCGCGAGCUUUUCCGCCGUCGAAGCCGAUCCCGUGAAGCUCGCCCAAAUUGGCCACGCGGCCGUCCGUCUAUCCUGGACCGCGACCGCGAACGAGAUCUACUGGAUCGCGACCGUCCACUUGAACGCGAUCGCGAGCGGAUCAUGGACCGCGAACGCGAACGUGAUCGAGACCGAGAUCGAGAUCGGGACCGAGACCGAGACCGAGACCGAGACCGUGACCGUGACCGUGACCGUGACCGCGAUCGAGACCGGGACUUGGACCGACGUGAUCGUUUUGAACGGAGAGACGAAUGGGAGAACCGCCGUCCAGAUCCGGGACCUCCUACCAAACCGAGUGGACAAUCGUAAUUCAAUUGCCUCAGUCAGCGCCUCUUCAGCCAAUGCGAUCCCUUUGCCCGUUCCCACUGCACCCGAGCGAUUGUCGGAACCGGAGAACGUCGAUUCUUCACAUAGAAAAUCGUCUAUCAUCUCAGGUCCUCCAGCAGCGGAACCACCCCGACGGGAGAGUGUCCGCCCAGAGCCGGCGCCUGUCCGACUCGAACCUCCGAAGGAUGCAGCCGUGUCUGUUCAGCAGUCUCCCCCUCCGUCCGCCCCGCAGGUUCCUGCCUUCGGUUCAGUGUCAACACCAGUCCCGUCUGCAGGGCCAGCCAAGGUCAGCUCGCCGGAAGGCCGUCCAUCGAUUGAUGCUACGACACCAUCUGACAAAGAUCGACCACCUUUCCACCCGCCAACGGGCCCCAAAGCCGAGCGGAGUCAAUCUCUGCACUCAGUCGAAUCCCGAAGUCAUGGCUCUGAAAGCAAUCAUCGACAGGAUGAUUCCUCACGCUCAGUAAGGACCUCUGUGCAUGUCCCCGACAGGUCUCCGCCGACUGCACCUGCUGCAAUGGUGAAGAGAGAUUCUGUCUCAGGUAACGUUGAGCACGCCUCGCUUGGAAGAUCCAGUGUCCACGCGACGUCUCCGACCUUUACUCGACCUCCACCGCCAGCUCCACGAGCGCUGUCCAGAGAUCCGUCCAUUUCCCCUCGAAUGCAAACUUCGAAUAUUCCAACAGGGCCUCGCGCCUACCAAAGACGACCAAGUUUGUCUCCGCGAGGAGGUGGCAAGGGCAUGAAAGCUUGGGGACGUGCAACUUUUGGUCGCGCCCCGUCUGCCACUGGGAUGCAGCUCAAGAAGGACCAUGAUGAUUCGGAUGAGAGACCGCCUGUCGUUGAAGCAAUUCAACAAGACUCACCUCUUCCCGCUCAGCGUACAACCCAAGAAUCUGUUGUCGCAAAUGAGUCUGUUCAGUCUACACCUCCCCGCUCUGGCUCAGUGGAUCUGCCCAUAAGAGUCAGUCCUCCGCCUGCGACAAAGCCCCAGACUCAGCAACAUACCCACACGGAAGCCGAGAUAUCUUCCGCCGCCAACAAUCAAGUUCCAGGCCAACUUGAAGGGAUACAUGAAGAGCGUCGUGAGAUGAAUGCUCAAGCGGCCCCACAAGUAGAGACUGUGGAGAAAACAGAGACGACAGAACUAGAUGCGCAGGAGGAGGAGGAAGAAGAAGAGGAGGAAGAAGAAAAUGUUGUCUUCACAAAAGAAUAUUUGGAGGAGCGAAAGCAGAAGUUCGAAAAAGAUAUGCAGUCUCUUCGUGCUGAAAUGCCAAUGCCACCCUUGGAAGAUCCCACUAUUGUCUCACUUCUUCUCAAAAUUCAAAUGCUGGGCAAGGUUGCCCAUGAUCAAAGACACGGACAAUCUAUCGGACCUGUGCUCUCUGAAGAAGAAAAGGAGAUUCCAUCCACUGCCCCAGUCGACGACGAGGUCCCAUCGGUCGUUCCACCGGGACCUGAAGAUAAGAUCGAUUCGACAUCCGUUACUAUUCCCCCCAAGACUCCCAUGCAGGAGGAGAGAGUCGUCGACAGCCUGCCAUUCCUGCAUUCAGGCCCUCCUACUCCAAUCUCAGACAUGGACACCUCCCUUACAGACAAGGUGACCAAGCAGCAUCUGAACGAGUUCAUCCGCACAGAGCUCAUUCGGCGACAAAAGGAGGUCGCGGAAAAGAACGCUGCAUUGCGCGAUGAGUACAUGUCCCAUUACAAGCGAUGGCGCUUAGAAGUAUGGGAACUCGAUCGACUCAAGGAGAAGAAGCCUAUGACACCUGGUCCAGUCUCGCCUCCAGCGCCACCUGUACCGACCCCCCCAGCGGCGGUUUCGGAAAGCCGGGAAGGGCGCCGGUACAAAGGCAACAGCGAACUUGACUUCUUGAACGCAUUGAAGGCAUCGGAAAUUUCUGCUCAGGAGGAACUCGAGCGUCGACGAACAAGAAUGGCGACUGCGCGACCUGACCUCGCUCGCGAAGCCAUCAUCCCCGAUAUGCUUGAGCCGCGCCAAGUGAAGGCUGGAAUCUUUAAGGAUGUCAACAAUACCGUUGACCCGAGUGAUGCGAUGGAAGUGUUUGGAUUUCUGCCACCGCCAAAUGAUUUCACCCCCGAGGAGCAUCAAUUGUUCACAGACGCUUUCAUGGCGUAUCCGAAGAAAUGGGGCAAGAUUGCAGAAUCUCUGCCUGGUCGUGAUUUCAGACAGUGCAUCAUUCACUAUUACCUGACAAAGGAAGAGAUCAAGUACAAGGCUAAACUGAACAAACGUUGGAGUCGCCGUGGACGGGGCAAAGCCCGCUCUUCGCGACCAAAGUCUAACGCUUUGAUUGCUGACUUGGGAGUCGUCAAACCGGAUUUUGAUGGCGAGGAGGAGCAACCUCCGCCCGUCACUGAUACUGGUCGACCUCGGCGCGCGGCUGCCCCUACGUUUGGUGAUUCCAAUGAUUCUGAAGGCGCUGUUGCUGGCAGCCGGCGUGGCCAGUCCGUCAAAGAUGGCGAACUCACAGAGAAGCCUGCUGUGCGAAGAGGCGGGCGAGCCACUGGCACACGCACGCAAAGACGCGGUGCGAAAGUCGUUCAGCAGGAUCCUAAGAGCCAGCCUUCGACUCCUCAAGGGAGCAACACUCCCGUCCCUCCGGCCCCCAAGAUAGAAUCGGGUAUUGAUGCGCUGGUUGAGGUUGCAUUGCCACCAGAGAAGGAGCUCGUUGAAAAGGAACCUUUGCCGUCCGCUUCGCGUCCGAAAGCAGGGCGAGGUCGGGCAAAGGACGGGAUCUAUGUCUUUGAAUCCACAGAGACGGACCCGACAACAGCAACACCCAAGCCUUCUGAAAGUGGGUAUGGAUCACUGCAACCGACUAGCUACUGGUCUGUCCCCGAGCAGCGCGAUUUUCCUCGCUUGCUUGCUCACUUUGGACGUGACUUUGAGGGCAUUUCCAGCUUUAUGAAGACGAAGACAACUGUGAUGGUGAAAAACUACUACCAGCGACGCCUUGACUCUGGACAAAAAGAUUUCGAGGAGAUCGUCCUAGUCGCAGAAGAGAAGAAAGCUCGCGGUGAGCCGACUGGUCCUCUCCCGGUGCCGAGUGUUGCUCCAAAACGUCGUUAUGAAGCUACCCCAUCGGCCAUCAUCCCUCGCCCGCUCGCACCGCAUGGAGAAUCAGUCUCAGAAAGCGAGGACGCCCGGUUUGCCCCCAAGAGCAAACCGGCUGUCACAUCACCCCAAACGGUUCCAGUGCACAGUCGGCCUGUGGUGGAAGGUGAUCGGACGUCGAGUCGUUAUGCUCCCCUUGCGCAAGCAUCCACGCCUGGCGCUAACUCACCAAUGGCCGCCACGUACGGAGAUGAUGCUGCCCGAGGCUCGCGGACACAACCUCCACCUUCUCGAAUGUCUGGACCUCGUAUUGGAUUCUUUACCGAGGAUCGUCGCGACUCGCCAAUUCUCCAAUCAGGCGCUCAGCGAGCGUCAGACAUGCCGAUUUCCGCCCGGCAUGUUGCGACGGGAGCCAUGCCACAAGAGAUGACGGGAAUGGAGCCCAUUGCGCUGCAAACAUACAUGCCUGGUCAACCAUCUUCGUCGCUGAUGCAGACAUCUCAUUCCCGCCACAACAGUCUUACUCAGCCGCCCAGCUCGCCAGCGGCGCGCCCGCGGACGGAGCUUGAGCAUCCCUCUUACCAUCGUGAUCCUUUCGCACCGAGGGCGUACUAUUCUCUCCCGGGUCAGCCCACUGGUCUCGUUAACUCCCCUCGUCUUGGAAUGUCACCGGUGAAGGAUGGUCCCCGUCCAGGUGCUACGCCUGUCUCCGAACCAACCCCACGCCAGGUGCCUGCUAAGCGCUCAAACAUCAUGAGCAUUUUGAACGAUGAGCCCGAGGACCCACAGCCCAGGAAAAGAUUUGCUAGUGAAGUUUCAUCCAACUCUGGCCAAGGCCCUGCUUCUGGUCCCGUGUCACGAUCAGUUUACCAGCCUGGCGAAAAGGCUCGAAUUGAUGAGGCUGCGCAGAAGCCGACCAGCUACGGUCAACCAAGCCCUUAUCAAGCGUCCUCCCGAGGAUAUCCUGAUUACAAUAUGAGCAAUUAUGGGCCGCCUGCCAAUGGCCCGGGAAAUGCUGUCAACAAUGAUUGGAUGGCUCGCUUCGAUCCGAGAGCUCAACAGGGAGGUCCGCCUACCCAGUCCCAGCCACCUCCUCCAGCUCCAUCGUCUCAAGUGGGUCGACCGGUCUCGUCAAUGGCCACCCAAGGCUCCUACACGCAGUACGCGGGUGGCCAAUCUCAGCAUGCUGCGCCGCCCUUGAGCUCGUUACCAGCCCCUUCCCCUGCGCCUACACCACCCCCAGCCAGUUCACAGCGGCAAAGUUAUUCCAGCGUGUUUUCUCAGCAUGGAGUUCCCUCGGGCGCCCGGGACCUAGGGCCACAACCUUCUCCCUAUCGACCUGCCUCGCCCACUCCUCGAGCCGGCAGUGCUGCGUAUGGCUCACGCACAGAGCCAUCGACAGCCGCUCAAUCGGCCAAUAGUCCGUUUGCUCUAGCCCCGCGUCAGCUGGCCCAGCAGCACUCCUACACCUCAGCUGCCUCUCCCACGCCCGUGGGUACUCCACAACACAGCCAGAGCUAUCAGCAGCACGUACAAACUCUGGUGAAUGGUUCCCAUCAGUCGCAUCGAUCGACGCCCGUGGCACUGGGGAGCGGUCCCCAACAAUACGGCCACAACACGCUCACACCGCAAGCACCGGGCCGCUCAAUGCCGUCACUUGCCAGCCUUGGUCGAUCAUACACUCCCCCUUCAGCCUUGCACCCUGGCAGUAUGGGCUUUGGUCCGCCACCGCCGCCAGGUCCAAGUGGGAUGUCGUCAAUGCAUCACAGAGCAUCUGGGCCUGGGGAUCAUAUUGUUCACCCGGGCGGCCAUCAUCGUGUUUACAGCCAGGGGUCCACCCCAGGAGGUCUUCCGAGCUCGAUGCGCCCUGGGUCCCAGCCACCACGCUAA